Molecule: messenger RNA, 706 nt
Organism: Gekko japonicus
Lineage: Eukaryota; Metazoa; Chordata; Lepidosauria; Squamata; Gekkonidae
Product: erythroblast NAD(P)(+)--arginine ADP-ribosyltransferase-like
Exons: 1
Molecular function (GO): NAD+ poly-ADP-ribosyltransferase activity; NAD+-protein-arginine ADP-ribosyltransferase activity
Source: RefSeq, a predicted model, not a curated record
AUGACAGCAAACCCAUCCAAUCCCGUAUUGAACCUGGCCUAUUAUGCCCUUGACGAUAAGUACAAGGGUUGUGUGAAUGCCAUGAAGAGCAAUCUCACUUCUCUCCUCAAGAAGGAGCUGAAAACAUCCCAAACAUACAAAGCUACAUGGGAAAAGGCCUUGAACGAGUGGCGGAUGAACAAGGAUUCAAAGUCAUUGCCACAGAAUAUAACAGAGCUUGCUGAAGUGGCUAUCUUGACGUAUGUAUCUGAAGCCCCGAAAAUCUACACAGAAUUCAAUACUGCCACCCGAACAGCAGGAAAAGGCCCCAGAGAAUAUGAGGCCUACCCUUUCAAAUCUCUUCAUUUCCUUUUAACGUGGGCAGCCAAAGCAUUUCAGUCAACACAGCCCAAAUGCAUUAGUGUCUACAGGGGCACCAACGUGGAGUUUUCCGUCAAGAAGAUGUUCCGGUUUGGACAGUUCACCUCCACUUCAGAGGACAAAGAAGUGGCCAGUGAGUUUGGGAAGGCAACCUUCUUCAGGGUGUCCACCUGCAAGGGCUACUCAAUACGUGAGAUAUCCAAGUUUAAAUAUGAAGAGGAAGUGUUAAUACCUCCUUAUGAGCUAUUCAAGGUCACCUCAAUUAAAGACACUGCAAAGGGCAAAAUCAUAAAGGCCAAGUCCGUAGGAAGCUGCAGCAAUCACAACUGUGCUUUUGUUGGGAAAG